Messenger RNA from Vespula pensylvanica (western yellowjacket), 4015 nucleotides. RefSeq names its product mitogen-activated protein kinase kinase kinase 13 (gene wnd). Gene Ontology annotation, biological process: protein autophosphorylation; JNK cascade. Gene Ontology annotation, molecular function: ATP binding; JUN kinase kinase kinase activity. The transcript is spliced from 12 exons. The coding region runs from base 416 to 3133 and encodes 905 amino acids. NCBI's taxonomy places the organism in Eukaryota, Metazoa, Arthropoda, Insecta, Hymenoptera, Vespidae. The record is from RefSeq and is a predicted model, not a curated record.
AGUACCCGUUGGACGCGUAUGUGUCGCGCUUCGUCGUCGCGUAGUUUGCAUGGCGCGUGUCUUUAAUGACUGUCAACAGAAAUAAUAAUAAUUUUUGCUAUUCGACCACAGUUGCGAUGGGAUCGUGAGUGAGUAGUGUUGUUUCAGAAUGAAGGGGAUAUAUUCGAUAAUAGGUGUGUUCUUUGUGUAGUACAACGAAGGUGAAAAGAACUUGAGAAAAUCUAACAGGGACAAGGAUAAAAGGAGAAGGACUACGAAUGUCUGGACGAUCCUAACAGAAAAAGGAAUGGAUCGCAAAAACGUCUGUCAUUGGGACGUUGAAAAAAAAGCGAUCUUCAGAAUGAUUCACGAAAAAUUAUCAUCUCGGGAAGAAGCACUCUUCGUGCAGGAUUAAAAUAUCAAUUCACAGAUAAUAAUGCGUACUCCUGCUGAAGCCGAGAAGAUAGCCCAACCUGAGAUGUUCAAUCUCGAAUCUCAGGAACCAGUCGCUUCGUCCGAAGUGAACCAAGUCAUCUUAUCCACUUCUCAUCCAGAGGCACAUAUAUUUACAAAUAGCAUGCUAUGCAUUCAGGAAGAGUUAGGUCAACUAAGUGGAAUCGCAGGAGGACCAAUUAUUAACGAUACGCAAGUUCAAAUACACAAUAGCAAUCAAACGAAUUCGGACAGCAACAGUAAUUGUAGCGAAUUUGCAACAAAAUGUACCUCGGGAUCUGUUAGUUUAGACGCUCAAAGAUCGAGCUGGGUCGAAGGAAUAUUAGGAUGUAUGCGACCCGUUUGGACUAUGCUAUCGAAGGCUGCUGUCAAUGAAAAAAUUAAAGGACAUCAAACCGAUGAUUGGGAAAUACCGUUUGAAUCCAUUAGCGAACUUAAAUGGUUGGGUUCUGGAGCUCAGGGAGCAGUUUUUAGCGGUAAAUUGAACAAAGAGGUAGUAGCUGUUAAAAAAGUAAGGGAACCACGUGAGACUGAUAUACGGCAUUUACGAAAAUUAAAUCAUCCGAAUAUAGUACAAUUUAAGGGAGUGUGUACGCAAGCACCGUGCUAUUGCAUAAUUAUGGAGUUUUGCCCAUAUGGACCUUUAUACGAUUUAUUAAGAGCUGGGGAACCAGUCCCACCUACCAGAUUAGUGUCUUGGUCGAAACAAAUUGCAGCAGGAAUGGCUUAUCUUCAUUCUCAUAAAAUUAUACAUAGAGAUCUCAAAAGUCCAAAUGUUCUAAUAGGUCAAGGCGAAGUCGUGAAAAUCAGUGAUUUUGGUACUAGCAGAGAAUGGAAUGAAAUUAGUACCAGAAUGAGUUUUGCUGGAACCGUUGCAUGGAUGGCUCCAGAAAUAAUUAGAAAUGAACCUUGCUCGGAAAAAGUUGAUAUAUGGUCUUACGGUGUCGUCCUCUGGGAAUUAUUAAGCGGAGAAAUACCUUACAAAGAUGUUGAUUCAUCGGCUAUUAUUUGGGGUGUAGGAAACAACUCUCUUCAUUUGCCCAUUCCGGCGAGUUGUCCAGAAGGGUACAGAUUACUUGUGAAACAGUGUUGGGCAGCUAAACCUCGUAACAGGCCUUCCUUCAAACAUAUUGAAAUUCAUCUUGGUAUUGCAGCUGUGGAAGUGCUCUGUACAAAAUCUGAUGAAUAUUUUAAAUCACAACAAUCUUGGAAAAAAGAAAUAAGAGUUCAUAUGAAACAAAUGCAAUCAAAUAGCUCCAGUAGUCCUCGAUUCGAGGCCGAUUUAAUUAGACGAAGAGAAGAUGAAUUGAGGCAUGCUCAGGAUAUAAGAGAACAUUACGAACGUAAACUUGAACGUACUAAUAAUCUUUAUUUGGAAUUAAGUGCUGUGUUAUUGCAGUUGGAACAGCGUGAACGAGACGUAAUAAAAAGAGAACAACAAUCGGGAUACAAACAAUGUAAAAAACGUCUUGUACAUCCGCUUUUGAAAGCACAGGAAAGAUUAUAUCGUAGAAGAAAUCCCACGAUACAGUUUUCAACCUCCUCAACUCCCACUACGCCAUCAUCUCCUGUUGAUUAUCCGUUAAGCCCUGCUAAAGCAACCACUUUUACACAGUUGAACGAAGCGAAUCAACCAGAGACUGUAUUAGCAUCGAAUAAUAAUAAUUUUAAGCAAUGGAAAUAUAGACACCGAAGAGUUGGGUCUGGUUGUGGUGUGAAUUGUAGUCCAAGAUCGAGUCCUCAUCGUGAGAGAAAGAGCAACGAAAUAACGGCGAGGCUAGUCGAUAAUCAGACUCAAACAGAUUUAACGGAUAUAAGUGGAAAUGUCGUGAGUUCCAUUAAAAACUCAAUGAAUUCUUCGAUAACAGAAAAAUCUUCGAUAGAUGGUAUCGAUGCACGGUCUAUGGCUGAACACUCUAUAGAAUAUUUCAAUGGGAAUCCAAUUUUGUCUGAAACUCAUUGUAAAAUGCAGUCUAGUUCUUGUUCUAGUCCAGACCCCGAGCAUGAAAAUAAUGCGAAUGGAAAUGAACGAUUGGCAGACUGCAGUGACGACGAUAAUCUUGAGACUCUCGGUAGAAAAGUGACGGAAAUUAUAAAUGCUAAUCGCCUUAUUUCGCCUAUGGAUAAUGGAAAUUGUGACGAAGUAAUAAAAUCACACAGCAGGGGUAAAGAUGAGCCUACGAAACUGCCAGCGAACUAUUGUUCUGUCACGAGUACUUUAAAUAUAUCACAAGAACAGUCUGAGAAUAGAGUGAGGUCCUGUUCGGAAUUUGUAAAUACUCUGUGCGAUCGUGAGGAGGAUGAUGCUUGCGAGGAAAGUUGGUCCGAUGAAGAAGGAGAAGACCCAAAUUAUACUUAUAGUUAUUCUCUUAGACGUAGAAGUAUUGCAAGAAGGCCAAUUGGUCCAGGUUGUAGAUUAAGAAGAUUUAAACAAGCAACCGUUAGAAUAGAAGGAGUAUUGGCCUCUGAUGAGGAGAAUACUUCAGAAUAUUCACAUCCUCCGUCCAGUCAAUCCUCUACAUUAGAAAGUAAUCCUGACGUUCAAAGGGUCCUUCGCAAUAUUCAUCAUUCACAAAAGAGGAAAGGAAUACAUGAUGGUUCGGAUUCUUCAAGUCAGUCGGAAACGGAUGAAGUCAGUGAGAUUACUAUUGCAUCUCAACCAAACAAUGCUAACGUAAUAAGGUUGAAAAGUAAUAUAUAGUUCGUAUUAGUAUCGUUUUUACGUCUCAUUUAAGAAUGAUUUCCAAUAUAUAAUGUCACCUGCAAUAUUGGUCAUUUAAGUAAUCAUGUUUCAUCUAUUUUUAUUUUUUACAGCUUAUAUUACGUAUUCCAGAUGCUUGUCUAUUUCAGGGUAUAUAUUUCUUAGAUUGUAUCCGCCAUGCAUAAUUUCUAAGUAAAACAAAAAAAAAUCCAUAUAAUUUCAGAUAUAUCUAUAGAUCAUACAAAUAAAAUCGUAAUAAAUACAAAUAACAAAUAGAAAGUAAUAUCAGGACAGGAAUUUGAAUUUUUACUACGUUGCUUACUGAAUUUUUAUCAUAUUUGCUAAAUUUUACAACGAAAAAAUCAAUACACUUAGCACGUUCAAUUUUUUUUUUUCUACAUUCGCGACAAUUCAAAUCGUCAAAGCUAUGGGGAUGUAUUUAUUGAAUGCUGAGACAUUUCUUUUAUAUCGUAGAUAUAGAUCGUAUAUAGAAAUUUACUUAUUUAGUGCAUCAGGUUGAACGUGAUUAACAAUGUAAACAUCAUGAUUUACUUUUCAGUAACUCAUUCGUCAAUUCAUUCAUCUUGUUCCAUGAAAGAUCAUCUCAUUUCUUUAUGGUUAUUUCCUUUAUUUAUAGUUCCUUUGUGUUAUAUAACGUAAAAUUGUACCUUUGUAAACGACUUGGAAAUAAUUUUUGACGCAAGUUCAACUGAUAUAAAGAUACAAUUAUAAAAAUAGUUUCUCUUCUAGUAUACCAAAUAAACAUUGUAUAAACAUUGUCUUUGGUAAGUCAUAAUCAGUAAUGGUACAAUGCGAUAAGACUUUGGAUUAUAUAUCCUGUACAAAUAUCUGAGUGCAUUAACAAAUUGAUCAUUCCAGUAA